Oryzias melastigma (Indian medaka) is the source of this 5196-nucleotide messenger RNA. Its product is annotated as vitellogenin-1. Gene Ontology annotation, biological process: lipid transport. Gene Ontology annotation, molecular function: lipid carrier activity. Lineage: Eukaryota; Metazoa; Chordata; Actinopteri; Beloniformes; Adrianichthyidae. The coding region runs from base 79 to 5127 and encodes 1682 amino acids. The record is from RefSeq and is a predicted model, not a curated record. The transcript has 34 exons.
GGCUCUCCUAGAACAUUUUUCAGACCAGAGCUUCUCUUUAAAAGGCCAGCACAAAUGUGAGCACAGCCCCAUUCAACCAUGAGAGCAGUGGUGCUCGCUCUGUCUCUGGCCCUAGUGGCUGGACAAACUGUCAACUAUGCUCCUGAGUUUACAGCUGGCAAAACUUACGUGUACAAAUAUGAGAUGUCCAUCAUGAGCGGUCUGCCUGAGGAGGGUCUGGCAAGAGCUAAAAUGAAUGGCAGCUGCAAAUUUCUCAUAAGUGCUCUAGACAAAAACAUGUAUACCAUAAAGGUUGAUGAUCCCAUGAUGCAUGGUUUCACCAGCAUUGGGCCGAAGGACCAAGGAGAACAAGUUGAAGAUAUCCCAAAAGCAUUUACACCAGAGUGGACUACUCCCAUCAAGUUUGAAUACAGCAAUGGCAUUGUAGGAAAAAUCUAUGUGCCUGAUGAGUUCUCAGAUAUAAUCCUGAACUUCUACAAAGGCGUUCUGAGCAUUCUUCAGCUUAACAUCAAAAAGACACACAACGUUUAUGAUCUCCAAGAGGAUGGAGUUCAGGGCGUGUGCAAGACCUUCUACUCAGUAAAUGAAGAUGUUAAGGCUGAACGCAUCCUCCUGACUAAAACCAGGGACAUGAACAACUGUCAGACAAGGAUCUAUAGGGACAUGGGGUUGGCAUACACUGAGAAAUGUGACAAGUGCCAACAGGAAUCAAAGAAUCUAAGGGGUUCAACAUCAUACAGAUAUGUCUUGAAACCAGUUCCCAGUGGUAUCAUGAUCCUGGAGGCAGAUGUAAAUGAGUUAAUCCAGUUCUCACCAUUCUCUGAGGGUUAUGGAGCUGCUCAAACAGAGACCAGACAAACCUUCGUCUUCCAAGAGAUUUUGGAUUCCCCCAUUGUACCCAAAUCUGCUGAAUAUCAUCACCGCGAAUCUCUCAAGUAUGAGUUUUCUGAUGAGUUUGAGUGGACACCCCUCCAGUUUGUCAAGGUCACUGAUAAACAGGCCCAGAUUGAGGAGCUUCUGGAUCAUCUAAUUAUCCACAAUGCUGAGAAGGUCAAUGAUAGUGCGCCUCUGAAGUAUUUGGAAUUAAUUCAGUUUUUACGUGUUGCCCACAAUGAAGACCUGGAAGUGCUUUGGAACAAGUACAAAACUAUGCCUUCUUACAGACUCUGGCUCUUGGAAGCUGUUCCAGCUUCUGGAACCACUACUGCUCUCAGAUUCAUCAAGGAGAGAUUUGAAGCUGAAGACUUAAGUGUUGUUGAGGCAGUCAGAACCUUGGCUGCAGCUGUUCACAUGGUUACAGCAAACCCAGAAUCCAUCAAGCUUUUUGAGACCCUGAUGGAAGACAACAAAAUCAAUGCCAACCCAGUUUUACGCGAGAUCGUCUUCCUCGGCUACGGCACAAUGAUUUCCAAAUAUUGUGCUGAGUCAGAUGCAUGUCCUGUUGGGUUUGUUCAGCCAAUCCACAAGCGUCUCUCAGAGGCCGUUUCAAAGGGAGAGACAGAAGACAUCAUCUUGUAUGUGAAGGUUUUGGGAAAUGCAGGACACCCCAGUAGCCUCAAGUCAAUCACAAAAAUUAUGCCUAUUCACGGCACCGCUGCUGCAUCUCUGCCAAUCAGAGUCCAUAUUGAAGCUAUUAGGGCUCUGAGCAACAUUGCAAAGAAAGAAUCAAGAAUGGUCCAGGAACUGGCUCUUCAGCUCUACAUGGAUAAGGCUCUAGACCCAGAACUUCGUAUGCUCUCAUGCAUUGUCCUGUUUGAGACCAAUCCUUCACUGGCACUGGUUUCCACCCUCGCCAAUGCUGUUAAGUCAGAAGAGAAUUUGCAGGUUGCCAGCUUCACAUACUCUCACAUGAAGUCCAUGAGCAGGAGUGCUUCUGUUAUUCAUCCAUCAGUGGCUGCAGCUUGCAAUGUUGCCAUGAAGAUCUUGAGUCCAAAGCUGGACAGACUGAGCCUACGUUUUAGCAAAGCCGUCUAUGGAGAAGCUUACAGCAGCUCUUUUAUGCUGGGUGCUGCUGCUACCGCUUUCUACAUCAACGAUGCUGCCACCUUCCUGCCAAGGUCUGUUGUUGCCAAGACAAGAGCCUUCUUUGCUGGAGCUGCUGCUGAUAUUCUGGAGAUUGGAGUGAGAACUGAUGGACUGCAAGAGACCCUUCUGAAAAACCCUUCAGUUCUUGACAGUGCAGACAGAAUCACCAAGAUGAAACGUGUUAUCAAGGCGCUGUCUCAGUGGAGGUCCUUGCCCAACAACAAACCUUUAGCUUCCAUUUAUAUCAAACUGUUUGGACAGGAGAUUGCCUUUGCAAACAUCGAUAAACCCAUGAUUGAACGGGCUAUUGAGCUGGCCAGUGGACCCUCUGUUCAGGAUUUUGGCAUAAAAGCUCUAAGGACUCUGCUACUCUCUGGUGCCAGUUUCAACUAUGCAAUGCCAGUAAUGUUUACUGAAGUACGACGUGUAAUACCCACUGCUGUUGGUGUGUCAGUGCAGCUCAAUCUUUACUCUGCUGCUGUGGCUGGAUCUGUUGUAAAAAUCAAACCAACUCUGUCGCCACAUCUGCCUGAAGACUUUCCACUCUCUCGCCUUCUGGAAACUGACAUCAAGCUUGAGAGUGAGAUCAUACCCAGUUUUGCUGUGGACACCUAUGCUGUGAUGGGAAUUAACAAUCCUGUUUACCAUACAAUAAUUGUUUCAAGAGCUAAAUUUAACACAACUAUACCUUCCAAAAUAAAUGCAAGACUGCACAUUAAAGAGGGUGACUUUAAGAUAGAAGCACUUCCUGUUUCUGUCAAUGAGAACAUCACAGAUGGGAGUCUUGAGACCUAUGUAGUGAGGAGGAACAGUCUUGAUCCCACAGCUGAAAGAAUCAUUCCAAUCUUCAGAAGAAAGGUUUUGCAAUCCAUCUCAAGUCAGAUUCUUUCAAAUGAGGAUUAUUCUGCUGAAAUGUCCUCAGAAAUCGUUGAAGAGGAAGUUGUUGAGCAAAAGAUUCCACUCUUAGCCAAGAGAUACUGUACCAAGUACCGUGCCAUUGGACUCAAAGCCUGCUUCAAGGUUGCCACUGAAAAUGCUGCUUUUAUCCACGAUACUGCCCUAUACAGAAUGAUUGGAAGUCAAAAUGCUUCCUUCUCUAUAACACCAAUUGAAGGUGAAGCAGUGGAGAGACUGGAGAUGGAGGUUAAAGUUGGAGCUAAGGCAGCAGAGAAGAUCAUUAAGCAAAUCAACUUGAAUGAUGGGGCAGCAACAGUGCUGUCCAAGCUCAACAAAAUCCUGGCUUCAAAUAAGAACCACACUUUAUCCUCCUCCUCAAGCUCCAGCAGCAGUUCUUCCUCGAAGCAUUCCUCCAAAUCCUCAUCCUCAUCAUCUAUCUCUUCCUCUCAUCAAAGUAGCAACAGCAGCAAGAGCAGCAGCAGUAGCAGGAGAACUAGCAGCAGCAGCAGCAGCCGUAGCAGUAGCAGCAGCAGCAGCAGCAGCAGAAGCAGCCAUAGCAGUAACAGCAGCGGCUUGAGCUCCUCAAGAUCUUUCAGCAAUUCUUCUAGUUCAAGCUCUGCGUCAAGCCUUGCUUCACUCUUCAGUGCAGAAUCAAGUUCUUCUCGUGACAGUGCUCGUCGUUCAAUGCAAAAGGCCAAUUCUCACAGGUUUAGGAAGAGCCACAAGAACCAGACUUUGUCAUCAGAAGAGCGUUCUAGAAGCAGAAGCAGUGACUCCAGUUUUGAGGCCAUUCACACAAAGAACGAAUUCCUUGACGAAAGGGAUGCCGCUGCUGUUGUUACUGUCCGUGCUGUCAGAGCUAAUAAGAAAGACCUCGGAUACCAAGUUGUUGUUUAUGUUGACAAACCAAAUGCCAGACUUCAGAUCAUCCUGUACCCUCUGUCUGGAAGCAACUGGAAGCUGUGUGCUGAUGGAGUUUGGCUGAGCGAACACAAAAUCACAGGCAAGCUUGCCUGGGGAGCUGAAUGCAAAGAAUACAGCACCAUGAUCACCGGUGAAACUGGUCUGGUCAGUUCAAGCCCUGCAGCUCGCCUCAGAGUGUCCUGGGAAAAACUACCCUCCUACGUUAAACGCUAUGCAGAGAAGGCUUAUGACUACGUGCCCAACAAAAUGCUUGCUGACUUGAUCAAAGCAAAGAGUGCAAACAGCUCCAGGCAGCUCUCUUUCACUGUUGUUGCAAAAUCUGAGAAGUCCAUUGAACUUAUUGCAAAAACACCAAGGCGCACUUCUUACAACAUGACUUUACAUCUUCCCAUCACCCUUCCACUUCAAGAGCUCAAAACCCUUACCCCCUUUGAGGAGGUUAUUGAUAAAGUCCACUACGUCUUUGCCAAGGCUGUUGCAGCUGAAUGCAGUUUGAACAACAACACACUCAGAACAUUUAACAACAGAAGAUAUAAGAACAAGAUGCCAGAGUCUUGCUACCAGGUUCUUGCACAGGACUGUACUGAGGAGCUGAAAUUCAUGGUCCUACAAAUGAAAGACUCCACUGAAAAGAACCACCUCAAUGUUAAGAUUGCUGACAUAGACAUUGAUCUGUACCCCAAGGAGGAGGAGGUGCACGUUAAGGUCAACGGAAUGGCAAUACCUCUUACCAGCCUGCCAUACCAGCAUCCAACAGCUUCCAUUGAGAUCAGAGAAAAUGAGGAGGGAGUUUCUGUGUACGCAGCCAGCCACGGGCUUCAUGAAGUCUACGUGAACAAGACCUCUUGGAGGAUUAAAAUCGCUGACUGGAUGAAAGGCAAGACCUGUGGGCUCUGUGGAAAGGCUGAUGGGGAAGUCAGACAGGAUUAUCGUUCACCCAAUGGACGCUUGGCCAAGAACUCUGUCAGCUUCGCUCUUUCCUGGAUUUUACCAGCAGAAAGCUGCAAAGAUAACUAUGAGUGCCGAAUGAAGUUUGAAUCUGUUCAGCUGGAGAAGAAGGUUAAUGUCCAUGGUCAAGACUCCACAUGCUUCUCUGUUGAACCUGUGCUCCGCUGUCUGCCUGGCUGCUACCCAGUCAAAACUAUCUCCGUCAACGUUGGCUUCAAGUGCUUUGCUGCUGAUUCCACUUUGGAUCCCAGUAACAUCUUUGACAGCAGUGUUGACCUGAGGGACUCUACAGAGGCUCAUCUUGCCUGCAGCUGCAAUUCUCAAUGUUCUUAAUUCUUUUUUAAGAUGACCUUGUAUGUCCUUACGUACUGAGUAGAAAUAAACAAAUAGUUUUUUGCAAAA